Messenger RNA from Myripristis murdjan (pinecone soldierfish), 4007 nucleotides. It is a transcript of the gene mxd4, whose product is annotated as MAX dimerization protein 4. NCBI's taxonomy places the organism in Eukaryota, Metazoa, Chordata, Actinopteri, Holocentriformes, Holocentridae. Gene Ontology annotation, biological process: regulation of transcription by RNA polymerase II. The transcript is spliced from 6 exons. Gene Ontology annotation, molecular function: protein dimerization activity; RNA polymerase II cis-regulatory region sequence-specific DNA binding; DNA-binding transcription factor activity, RNA polymerase II-specific. The coding region runs from base 147 to 779 and encodes 210 amino acids. The record is from RefSeq and is a predicted model, not a curated record.
GUUUGGAGUCACUAAGAGUCAGAACUGAAUAUAGACGCACAUAUCGUGCUAAACCAGUUUCAGUUUUCAUUCCAUUGCUGCAUUAUUUUAUUACGUGUACAUUUGUGUAAAUAGAUUUUUUUCUAUUUUUAUAACAAGACAACAAGAUGGAACUUAAUUCUCUUUUAAUUCUGCUGGAGGCUGCAGAGUACUUGGAAAGAAGAGACAGAGAGGCAGAACACGGUUAUGCGUCUGUUUUACCGUACAAUAGCGACUUUUCCAGAAAGAAAACGAAAGCCUCGCCAAUUUCCAGAAAAACUCAGAACAAUAGAUCAUCGCACAAUGAGCUGGAGAAACACAGACGUGCCAAACUGAGGCUCUACUUGGAGCAGCUGAAGAAGCUGGUGCCUUUGGGUCCAGACAGCACUAGACACACCACACUGAGCUUGCUGAAAAGGGCCAAGAUGCACAUCAAGAAGCUGGAAGAGCAAGAUAAGAAGGCUUUAAACGUGAAGGAGCAGCUGCAGAGAGAGCACCGCUACCUCAAACGCCGCCUGGAGCAGCUUUCCGUGUCGGGAGCUGUGGAGCGCAUCCGCACUGACAGCAUGGGUUCCACCAUCUCCACCGACUCCGAGCAAGAGGUGGACAUCGAGGGCAUGGAGUUCACUCCCGGUGAGGCGGACAGCGUGGACAGCAUCAGCGAUGGCGAGGAGGAGGACCACUACAGCCUCCAGAGCAGCUCCAGUGACGCCAGCUACACGGCCACACAUUCCCACAGACUGCAGCCGCACCACUGCUAGGUGCUACAGCCACCUCUCGCCCCGAUCCGGCUCUGCCUUCCCCAUGGCCCCACAUCCCCACCCUCACCCCACUGCUACCCCUCCCCGCUUCCCCACCCCAGCCAUUCGCAAUCACCAACGCCGCCCACUACCUGUAUCAGCUCAGCCCAAAAAGGUGGUACACCCUUAGCCCCCUCACCCCCGACCCCCUCACCCCCGUGGCCUCAGCUUUUCAGGAAGCAGAUGGAGCUGAAUUCCACUCAAGCCUUCCUGACCCCUCCCUUCUAGACCACUGACCCUACCUCACCCCACUGUAUCCUGCCUAAACCUACCCCUCCUGACACGCCCUGCCCUCCCACUGUCCACACAACCCCUACCUAGUGUUGCCGCAGGCUCAAAGAGAGAAAGCAGAAUAGAGUUUGUGGCUUUAUCGGGGACUUCUGUGGUGUGUUGGACAGCUUUGACUUGUUAAUGUGGAUCUAUGUGUGUGUGUAUGCCAGAGAGAAAGAAUAAGGGAGAGAUCUUAGGAGAGGUUAUAAGCUCCUUGUGGCAGUAUACAGUAUUUGAAUGGGACACACAGACAAUGCCUUGGACUAGCAGCUUCUCAUGGAAAGGGUAAAGCGCUUCUGUUGGUUAUAGGAUUUAUGCAACAUUUGAGAGUUAAAUGUAUCACAUAUUCUCUGUCUAAACAAACAACCUCUACAGGCCCAGUUAUUGUAGAUGUCCUCUUUGUUGCAUUUAUCUGCAUUGAUCUUGAAUUAGCCCUGCAGAUAAUUAGUUAUUAAACUAGAAUCAAAUUAGUACAAUUCAAUAAUUUAGUGGACCUCAACCAUCCAGUUAUCUGGCAGAUUCUGUAAUGUCUUGCGACUGCAAAAGAGGCAAAAUUAAUUUUUUCCAAACCAAAUUUUUGAGGAUGCUGUCAAAGUGCAGCAUUAACUAUGCAAGGGUGCAACGAAAAGGACUUUUACAGCGGCUGUGUCUGUGCAUACGUGGCCCUCUAUUACCAAAUGUACCACACCUGUGGCCAAAAACAAAACAAAUCAACCGAAAAAGUUACAGAGCUGGAAAAGAGAAAAAGAAUGUAUAUAGAUGUACAGUUACUGUCCAAAGCCUCAUGUCUCCCUCUGGUUGGGUUGCCUAACCACUACUCCACACUACUGACCACUACACUAUACCUCCCUAUGGUGUGGAUGGACUACUAUCACAACUGAAAAGGAGUUGCCUCACAACUAAAACUCCCUCCUCCAGAAAACCCUUUGCAGAUUCAAAUGGAUCCCCAGCAUUGAAACCUUGUUUUACUUUUCAGUAGCGAAUUGAUGUAGCAAUAAACAUGGGAGGCUACUGCUUUCUCAAAGAGUUGAACUGAUUCUGGCAGGUGGGUUGAGGACCAUGAGGUGUUAUGUGAGAUUUUUUUUUUUUUUUUUUUUUUUUUGCCAUGUUGUAGAAGGCAGGUGGGCGCUGAAAUAGAGAGAGGACCUGAAGAAAAGGGCGAUCCUUUUUCUGUUUCACUAAUGGAUCUUUCUCUUUGCUCGCCAUGCCAUCUACCUUAGAUUUGCAUUUCUCACAAGCUCUGUCACUUUUUCACACAGUAUUCAUGUGUGUCUGCCUUUGAUUUUUUUUUUUUUUUUUUUUUUUUUUUUUGCCGUUCACAUUAACAAGUCAAAGCUGUAGAAGUGGAAAAAAAAACUAAAUGAAAGACAAAAAAAAAAAAAGCCAGCUCUAAUGAUUUGCUCUCUGUAGAGGCGUUCAUUUUAGCUAUCAGAACUAAUCAUAUUCAGUAGUACUUUCAUUUCUAUAACUCAAGGCUAAUUACCUUAUUUUCUCUCUGCUAUCUAUUACUUAUUUCUGGAGCUUCUGGGCAUUGCUAAAGACCAACGUAAUAGAUUCCUAUGGGUCACCUAUAAACUAAUCUGUCUGUAAUGCAAUGCACAAUAGUCACUAUGACGGAAGAGGCAUUUCUCUUGCUCUCUGACCAUAUAAUAAUCAUUAGGCCUCAGUCUCUGGCAGUCUUGAGAGCUUGGCAUCCCAACACUUCAAAAAGGGCCAGUCUACAAAGGCAGGUCUGACCAAAAAAAAAAAAUUAAUAAAAAAAAAUUUACAAAACACUUAAAAGAAAAAAAAACCUGCAUACAAAAAAAGCUAUUUGUCACUAAAAGUGAUAUUAGCCAGUGUAGUCUAUAUUUCUUCUAUUAAAUUUUGUAUUAUAUUUUCCUAAAUGUUCUCUUGUAAUGAAAAGACAAAAAAGAAGAGUAUAUCUAUAAUUAUGAGAGACAGACAGGAGGCCAGGCUUGUUGAAGGGAGAGUGGGGGCAGGGGAGCUAAUACACUGGCCCCUCUCCCUGGGUGACUCUCCUGCUAUCAUUCUGUGCCUUGGUGAGCCUUGGUGACUGUUGUCAUGCUCCUUGACCGCCCGACUCCCCCCUUCCCUCCCGCUCUCCACCCCUACUCAGGUCGUCGCCCUGCCAACACACUCCCCCGGACACCCUUUACUCUCCCUCCGUUUCUCUCGGAGGAGCUGAACGCUUUGAUUUCAACCCCGUACUCAUGCCAAAAUGGUGACGUUUAACUCUUCCUUGAGCGAGGGGCGUGUGAAGAACUCGUAAAAAAGCCCCCCUUGGGUUUCUCUGCCCGAGAAGCCUCGUCAUGUUGUCCUGCCCCGGCACUCCCUCUGCCCUCUUCAUCCUCCUGCCCCGUCUGCCAUCGCAGCCUCUUGUUACAAAAACCACACUGGUAUAAACUCCCAUGGCAGCUUCCAGUCACCCCAAACGGUCACCAGUGGGGUUCAAAACUUUUAUUAUGGGCUUGAAGCUUGUUUAUCUUAUCUUUUGUCAUGACUAUUUCUCUGUUAUUGUAUGUUGACAAUGUGUUUUGUUUUUGAGACAUAAGUUGGGAGUCACUGGGAGCGGAGCGCUAAAAGAAUAAUCCAAUUGAUGGCAGCUUAAGGUGUUCUCCUGCUUCCUCCCAGUGACCCUUCCCAGAUAAAGUGUUAAAAAAAAAAUCUUCCCCCAUUGAUCAGGGGACCUCGAGACACAGCAAUAUUACCAUCUUGUGCUUUUCUGAGAGAGGGUGUGGGGUGGCUUUUUUUUUGUUGUUGUUUUUGUUUUUGUUGUUUUUUUUUAAGACAAGCAGGUGGUUUUUGCUUUUGACUCUGUGGUGCAUUUUGGUGACCAACUUUUUUUUUUUUUUUUGACUUUGAUUUUGAUAAAUUUUACCUUCUAUCUGCACUCUCUCCACACAUUGCAGGAGGGCA